AUGGCCAUGCUGCUCGCCCUCAGCGCCUCCCCCGAGGAGCUCGAGGUGGCCAUGAUUUCAGUCACAUACGGCAACGUGCCCCUGCAAAGCUGCCUGCGCAACGUCGUCGCCAUGUUCCACGUCCUGGAGAAGGAGCUCGCGUGGCGGAAGGAGACUGGCCGCCCCGAGGGCUACGGCGCCAUGAAGGCCUCCAAGCCCGUCGUCGCCGUCGGCCCGGAGCAUCCCCUCGAGGACGAGUGCCUCAUGGCUGAUUACUUCCACGGCGAGGACGGCCUGCACGAUGUACACAAGGUUCAUCCCCAUCUCAGCCCCGCCGAUACCUGGGGUUCCCUCUUCAAGGACGAUGAGGCGUCCAGUGAUAACAUCACCGCCUCGCCCCUCUUCACACCCUCCAAGAAGCCUGCCCACAAGGAGAUCCUCCGCAUCCUCCGCGAGAACCCCAUCGACACCGUCUCCGUCCUCGCCGUCGGACCCCUGACCAACGUGGCCCUCGCCGCCGCCGAGGACCCCGAGGCCUUCCUCCGCAUCAAGGAGCUCGUCGUCAUGGGCGGCGCCGUCAAUGUCGAGGGCAACGUCACGCCCUGUGCCGAGUUCAACUGCUACGCCGAUGCCGUCGCCGCUGCCCGCGUCUAUGCCCUCACGUCCUUCAACCCGGCGUCGACGAUGCCUCCCCUGCCCGCCAAGCUGUCGACCCUGCCGCCGUACCCGCCCAAGCUGUCUCGCCGGCUGAAGCUCACCAUCGCUCCUCUGGACAUCACCACCCCGCACCUCAUCACCAAGAGCUUCUUUGCCGACAAGAUCCAGCCCCACAUUGACGCUGGGAGCCCCCUGGCCGUGUGGACGUCGCACUUCAUCAAGGGGGCGUUCAGCAAGAUCGAGUCGAUGGAGGGCGACGGCAACGAGCCGGGCCUGUCCCUGCACGACCCGCUCACUGUAUGGUACAUGCUGACCCACGACGAUCCUCAGUGGAAGUUCCCGGCAAAGCUCGAGGAUAUCCGUAUCGAGACGUCAGGCCAGUGGACGCGCGGUAUGCACGUCGUCGACAACCGCCUGAGGGCCAAGCCCGCAGAGGCGGCGGCGGCUGUUUCGGAGGAUCCCCGGGAGGACCCCAAGGUCGUCACUAUCGACGAUGUCCCCGGCGACACCAUGGGGUGGAUGAGCGUCCUCAAGGGCAACAACGUCGGCCGCCUCAUCGCCUCACCAGGCGAGGACCUCUUCAAGGAAGUGUGGAUGCAGCGUGUCUUUGCGUAA
Messenger RNA from Purpureocillium lilacinum, 1251 nucleotides. RefSeq lists its product as uncharacterized. Gene Ontology annotation, cellular component: cytosol. Gene Ontology annotation, biological process: purine nucleoside catabolic process. NCBI's taxonomy places the organism in Eukaryota, Fungi, Ascomycota, Sordariomycetes, Hypocreales, Ophiocordycipitaceae. Gene Ontology annotation, molecular function: purine nucleosidase activity. The record is from RefSeq and is a predicted model, not a curated record.